AAUAAACAAACCGAAGCCUAAAAGGCCUUCUCUGUUACCUCUGUGAUUAGAUUUUUUAGGCUACGGAGCCAGUUUAAAAACAAGGAAAGUUCGUAGUGCGGCGUAGUCUUCAAGCGUCACUUGCUGUAUAAGACCCCCGACAUCGCAUCCUGAUAAGCAUUGAAGAAAGAAUUUCGUUGCACGACUACUUUGGCCAACAACAAUAUUCAUUUAGUAGGUGGCAUUAGAAGCCAUGGAGAUUGGGAUUGGAGGACGGCGUAUGGUGAUCCAGCUGAAUUGGAGCCGUCCGAAACUGCAAGACCAAUUGCUUAAAAGCGCCUUGACAUUGACGAAAAUCGACGCUGAUGCCGGACAAAAUGUCACGCCGACUCAUUCAUUGGCUGUCUGUUUGCUUCAACACGGGCUGAACCGUUACAGCGACUUGCGUAGGCUGGGCGAGGCAUGGCGUAGCACAAAAUCUUGUGGGAUCAACUGCGACGAAGGUGAUUGGAUCCGAUUCUGCCAACAUUUGGAUAAAAAAAACCAGGAAGCUGAACUUGAGCUGAAGAAUGAACAAAUAACUAAGAAAGCUUCAGAAGAAGUAACACCUCGAUCAUCAACUGUUAAUUUACAGCGAAUCAUAAAAGGGGUAGUUGAUACCCUCGACCAAUUCCAAUGGUUGGGAUUGUUAAACACGUCAAGUCCGUUCCGGGUCGGUUGCAUUGUCGGAGAAGAAAAUGUAAUUGAUAUAAGACCGAAAAUCUACGAAUCAGCCGAGUCUAUUUGCAGGCAUCAGUACGUAUGGUACGAUAGCGAUUCACAAACGUUUCACGGUAUCGCCAAAUGGAUGGACACAUUUCAAGAUCGACAGGCGUACCGUGUCGCUCUGUCUUGUCAAGUGGCUCAAAAUCUCAAAGACUUUUGUUGCUGUUUGCUGAAAAAAGGCAAUCCAGGUGAUGAUGAACUGGAAACGCGAUCCAUGGCCUAUCUGAAAGAGCUGAACCAACAGCUGGACCGUAACAUCGAGGAUCACUUAGCGAUGGUAGAUCGAUGGGAUGAGGCCAGCGAGGAGAGCAGUAAGCUUAAGAUCCUACUACACGAACUUCUCGAUCCGAGUUUCGACGAGCACAGAUUCGAAAUCAACUUGGAACUGAGACAAGAAUUCAUCGAGAGCUUAGAAAAAGCUUACGGUGAGGUGCAGAUUCUUCGACAAGAGGCCUAUGAGAAGGCUCGACUUCAAGCCAUUCAGAACAGGGAAGAGGAUGAACGCAAGGAACGGCAGUUCAAGUUGGAAAUUGAAACCGCUACCGUUGAAAUCCAACGACUCGAACAGGAAAUUGAAGUGGACGAACGAUCGGCUCAACAUCAGUUCGGAGAUCGGACGGAGCAGAUGAAGAAGGCACGUUACCGCGACCUGUGGCAGACAGCCAGGUACAAAGUGCUGGAGACGAGCAACCGCAAGAAGCCGCUGAGAUUCAUCGGUGCCGCCCAGGUACUCAUCAUGCAAAAGCGUGAGCUGCUAAAGAGCAAGACCGAACAACUAGAAUGGGAUCGCUUCCUUUUGCUGCUGCACGGACUGCCUCCUCCGUUGGAGAUCGCCAAACACGGUCGCAAUCACAAACUAUUCGCCAUCGAUACUGAUGACACAGCCGACGCCCUGCUCACUGACGUCCUUGAGGAGUUGAAGCUUUUGGAAUUGUUUGAGAAGCAGGGAGGAAAUUCUCUGCUGUUGAAGUCGUACGCACGACAGAACUCGUCCAAGGUUUUGGCCGAAAUACGACGCAUCCUCGACAAGAUGGUAACGGAGCCCAUCAGCAGCAUGUCAAAUCAAACGUGGAGAUUCAGCGGUUGCGCACUCCUCUUGAGUCACAUUUACAACCAAUGGAAGACAAAGAAUUCGUCAUCGUCCGAACAUCGCUGUGAAGAGAUCACAAUUGAAGCUUCCCGUGUUAUCUAUAUCGACAUGGAUUGGAUGACGCCGGGAUUGAGUUUGGCUCUGUCGUCGCCUCGAAUCGAAGCCGUUGGAACGGGCAUACCUCGUGUGAUUGACUUAUCGGGUGAAGACGCCAAACGGACAAUUCCCGAAAAAGCCAACGAUGGACGCGAUGCUGGAUUGAGUGGCGACGACGGAGAGCACGGAGCGGCCGGUCAGAGUGCCGGUCAUUUCUCUAUUAACUGUGACAUUUACCUCGGCAUCCGGCUCGUCAUCCAUGCCAGAGGCGGUAAUGGUUCCAAUGGACAGAACGGCGGCGACGGAAAACCCGGAAUCAAUGGUCAAAAUGGAAGAGGCGGAGAGCUACAACCGAAAGAGAAAGUGAAUCAAGAUUUCGAUUUUAUACCGUUGAGAUAUCACUGGAACUUUCCGAAUAGUGUCUAUCAAUAUUAUUCUGGUAAAAUAUACGACACUUGUCACUUGGUUCUCGGAGAGCCCGGAACACCAGGCAAGUCCGGCGGGAGCGCUGGAAGCGGCGGGUGCGGAGGACAGGGAGGAUCUGCUGGCGAAGUUAAGGUGAAAUGUGGCACGGGUGAUGAUCUAAUCGACAUAGCGCAAAACGAAAAAGGCAAAGAUGGCACGGAUGGCAAGCCUGGAACAAGCGCUAAAGGGGGAGAGGGAGGACGCAACGGCCUUGACUCGGCACGUGUUUUUGAAACAGAUUCGGAUUCGCUAGACCCCUGGUUCUGGGUGGCUGGCAAAUGGCAUGAGGCCAAAGGCAAAUUGAAAAUUGAACGCAUAAUGCGCAAAAGUAAUCAAAGUGAACAAAUUGGUUCGAGGAUCAUCGUUGUCGCUGAAGACAGCGGAAGAGCGACCGACGGAGAGCGAGGUGAAGACGGCCAAGACGCGGAUCAGAGCCACCAGAAAAAAUCAACACCCAAAAGGGCAAUGGUAGAAGCGGGGGCAUCCUGGAGAAGCGACGCUGCUGCCACCGCUUUAGCAUCCUUGCGACUCCAGCAGAAAGAGGCGGCCAUCCAGAAACUUGGCGCCGCCAUUACCAACUCCAGCGAAGCGGCAAGGCGCGCCAGAGCCGCCGCCAAACAACAAGAGGCCAACGAGAAGAAACUGAAACAAAUGAAAGAAGGUGAACAGCGGAUGCGCAAGGCAUUCCAACUGGCCAAGACGCAAUCCACGUCCCAGCUGAUGCGCACUACGCAGAGGACCCACACAAUCGCCACACACCAGGCAGCUGGUGCAGGCGAAAGUUCAAUCAGCCUUAAAGAAAAUGACGAGUUCAUUCCUAACACGGCCCACGUCCUAGCCAAAACACAACCAGCGACCCAGUCUGAGUGGGCCGCCAUGAAUGGUGUGGAUGUCCUCGACGCUCUCGUCGCCAAGUAUUCAAAGAUCUCGAAUGAAUCGUCGAGAACCUUGUCCAUUCUGACGCAAUCUAUAGUCCUGCAAAUCUACUUGCCAGAGCCAGCGGACCGCGGACUCGUUUGGUCCUCGAUUGGGAAAAUAACGCGACGCAUAGAUGGUCACCCGGACCAUUUGAUUCAAUCGCUUCGAUGUAUUAGCCAGGACAUCGAUCUGAUCCAAGAGCUUAUAUCGGCUAAAGGAGGCAUUCUCCUCAAACCAAUGAGCGAAGUCAUCCUGAAAAAGACAAAUGACAUGGCCCGGGACAUCGUGACGACCGCUGAGAAUGCACUCGACGUUUUAGGCGUAUUGUACGCUUUUCGACAGCUAAGCUGGAGCUACGAAGAGCUCCAAAAUUUACUUGAGCUGCUGGAAGAUAACGAGACGGCACCUGACCCAGCCAAGAGCAAACUGAUCCAAUUUCUGCGCGACAAAUUGAUCUAUUCCGUUGCCAAAAAGAUGACGACAGCAACAUCGGUCAGAGGUGGGAAUAAAGAGCAUCCUGAUGAAACGAUGAUCCAAUCACAAGUGCUAACGCUUAACGGUUUGCUGCAAUGUUGCUCUCUUCACCUCACAUCUCCUGACGCUGUGCCGGUGGCAACGUUUUUCGAUGAGCUGAUGGAAAAACUGAAAAAUAUCUCUGGCAAUGAGGGAAAAACCGGCGAUGACGUCAACGUCGCCCUGACGGACUUUGCCUGUCGUCAAAUUGGAAUCGACAAUGUACGCGAUUUGAUGCCGAUUUCAAACACCGCGUCCUCAGUUUCACCCGCCAAUCAAAUGGCUCUCAAUGUGGAUGAUGAGCAGCGCUUGGAAAAGCUUCGUUUCCUUUUGAGUCACACGAAAGUCGAUGUCGAUGAUCUGGACGCUAUCCGUUCAGCUGUGGAAAAAAGGAAAACCUUCCACAAAGAGCCGUACAAAACAAUCUACUCGCUCGCCGAACAAGCGUUCAUCAACUUUUACUGGACUCGCGAAUGGGAAAGUUAUUACGAUUUCUUGAAGGAAAUCAAAGAGAGCCAAAAUCGUCCAAACAAAAGCCUGUCUGAAGUGCUGGACAAGGCGGAACUACACGGCCAGUUGAACGAGCUUCAGAAAGUGGUCGAACGAUUGAAGGCGGCCCUAAUGUGGACUCACAGUGGUAAAUCUUACAAAGAGAUGAUGGAGGUAUGCACUAAGCUCAAGGAAAAGCUCGACACAUCCGGAUGGAAGGAUAAAUUCAGCGCAGCUUGGGCAAAACUGAAACGAUCUUCUGACGAGAAGGAAACACCCUGGGUAAAGUGCAUAAAUUGGGCUCGUGAGCAGGAGAGGAACAUUGUCGGAUUUUUUGAAGACUCGCACAAGGAUUUGCCAGAGACUAAUAGCAAAGAUUAUUUUAUGUCAUUCGUCUCCCGUUUAAAGACAAUUCACCAACCAAGUAAAUCAGACAAGGAUUCGAUGCGAAAGGCUUUGCAUUAUCUUGACCAAAACAAACAGGUUCCUUUCACUGUUUCCGAAAUGAAACUGUUCAAUGAGGUGUUCAGCGAAACAAGGGAAGGCAUUUUCAAGGAUGAAACGAUCCUUCGUGACCAAGCCAAGUUGAAAAACGAGUACGUCGAAAGCUAUGCAGAUCACCAUUUCCUCAGAUGGAUAGACAGCUACAAGAAAAUUGCGCUAAUUCAAGAAAAAAUCAGCACACAGUGGGAGAGUUGUUCCACAGAUUCCGAUAAGGCGUCCCAACAAGCCAAAGUGGUGCGUCGGAAGAACAUCUUGUUGAACCGCUACGCCGCACUCACGACGUUCUUCUUGUCGCCGCAAAAAUGCCACGAAGAAUGGCGUUCUUUGCAAGAAUUGAAAGUGGACGAGUUAGAUCAACAGCUUAGAACAAGAGUAUCCAAUACUUUUGGAAAUCGCAUCCAGCAAAUGAUUGGCGACGUCGAGGCGGCCCUCAAUCAAAUCAAGGAAGGAGAUAAUGUUCAGUCAGACGGUAUUGCUGAAGAUGGAGGAGGUGAAACGCUGUGCACUGAAACCAAGCGAUGCUUAUCCAUUGUUGACACCUUGCUCACGUCAUCGAAUUGCCUUCUUGUUAAAAAAGAGCUCAGUUCCACGAUUUCUACGAUCCUUUCGGAUGUCUUGCUGUUGUUCGAGUACCUCGUCGAAUUGGACGACACGAACGCCGAGCGUAUAACGCCAUACCUAGAAAAAUGGAGGACGUCUUUGGCGACCAUGGAAGAAACUGGAAACUUAUUGAAACUAUCGGCUGACGUCCGACGAGGAGUGGCCAAUGUUUUGGACAUAGCCAACUGGUCGACCACCAGCGACGACCGUCUACUUGAAACGCUCAACCGCCGCACUAAGCAAAAUCGCGAAAACAUGACAAAUGCCCUACAACGUCAAAAAACCUUUAUCGAACUUUUGACACGAGAACGGUUGGUGGAUGACGUCUUGAGCGUCGUCAAGGCAUCUGUCGAUUGCUUGGAAGAAGGUGAAGAUUUAAAUCCAUCCAGCCUUUGCUGUCACAAGAAUCACAACUUACCACUGUUGAUUCAAAAGCAAGUGGACAUUUGGAACAAAUGUACUCCUUCCGAGUUUCAUUCAAACGGAAAAGAUGCUCUAGCUUUUCUAGAUGCUUUGCUAUCUACCACGUCUGAGAAGCUGCUGAAAGCGCGAGCCUCCUUAGCAAGCGAACUCCUCGUUCAUCAUAUUGACACUCCUGAGAACGUCGACGUACUGGAGCGAUGGACCAAACGUAUCAACGAGUUUGUGGUAACAUUCGGCACUAAUAUGGAUUCGGACGAAGAAAUGGCCAAUCGUGUGAUCGAACUUCAGGCUUCCUUGAUCGCUCAUUUUCACGUGUUCCAGACAAGAAAUCUAAGCCUUUUCGAAGAGGCCAAUAAGCUGCAUGCCGAAAUUAACAGUAAAAUAGUGACAGAGCAGCUAACCGUACUGGCUCGAGUGCUGGGUAAAUCCAAAACUGAAUCCAACUGUCUACUCGUCACAAGUCUUUGCCAUUUCGUCAGCAUUCUUAGCAAAUGUGCCACAACUCGCCAACGACUAAUCGCGUCGGAUUGCAUCAUUGAAAUUAUCGAACAGCUAUUCCGCGACCCAAAUGUCAAGAACAAUAAUGUGGAAAUGAAAACGAUCUUCGAUGUAGUGUAUUUUUCUUCUGAGGGAUUUACCUUCACCGAAAAGAGCUACUUGGAGCGUUUCAUUCAAACAGAGUCUUGUUGCAAAGACAAUAAUAUGAUCAUGCGCUUGUUUGACAAAAUCGGGGCCACAAGAAAAGGAAAAGAAGGCAACAUAUCUUCAAGCGUUACCAACAGGUUGAUUGAAGCCAUUGACUUUCAAAGCCUUUUGACCCAGGAAGAACGAAAGUACCUCACCCUUUUGGCCAACGAUGAGGUUGUGGAGACAGUGCUAAAAAAUCUACCACCGACAGCUUACUUGGACUGCUUGAAGGAACGUGCAACUAACCAAAUCUAUCGAAGACUCAUUCUCCAUUUUUACGGAGAGGAAGACGGCGACCUGACUGAUCUGCUGAAGUCGUACAAACCGGCGAAGAAGGCGGGCGAUGGAGAGGAAACAGCAGAACAACAAGAAAACAGCCCAUCUGAUUGCAAACUUCUGAUAGUUAGCCAAUUCCAGAAAUCCUUCGGUAGGGCGUACUUCUUCGUGAAACGAGACGGCAUUGAAUUCGAAUGGCUUGCGUGGUUGCAAGAGACGGUUCUCAAGUCAUUGCAAUCAAUGCGUCGCGAUUUGCUGACGCUCGCCAAUGUAACGCAACUCAUUUCUGCCUCUGCCGAAUUCAAACUCGAUGAGCUUUUUCAAUCGACCGUAACCGCUCGACCCUAUCAGUGGCUGGAUAAUCUGCUGGCGAACUCCAUCUUGAAAGCCGUCGAUAAACUCGAUCCUGCAAAAACUGGCAAUCAAGCCGAACGGAAGACUCAACGUCGCCAUCUGACGUCGGAUCUACACGAGUGUCUGAGAUCACCGCAGCUGCAAGGCCGAAUCGUUCUGGAAGUCUUCCGCCGCAAAUUGGAACAAGAGACCCGCCUAGUGGCAGCCAUGGAGUCUGUCGACUUUUCUUACGCUGCCGGACUGGUGAGUGGCCUCAAGACUCUCACCAAAAUCGACGACGUCGGCAGGUUUCAGGGUACUUCCCUCAAGCACUGGCCUAGGCUGAUACGUCACUGCAAGCUAACGGAAAUCUGGCCGUCUGGUCUGGCCAAUCAGCUUGUAACGAUACUGGAUCAUCGCUUGGGCCAAGACAAGGCGGACUGCUUCCUCCAGCGUUUCAAAACAAAAUUUGGCAAUGUUCAAAAUGAAUCGCUAAACCCAGAAGAAAAUGAUAGGCCGGCUGGCAAACUCAUCAUCCAGUUGGAAGGCAUAGUCAAAAACUUGUCGAAAUACCCAUGGAUCGUGGAUUCGUUUUUCGCUUUGGUGCGGUCGCCAGAUGUCGCCAACAGCGAAGAUGAAGAUUACCACUGGCAACACAUCCAAAGUAGAGAAUUCAUCGAACAAGAAAGAUCCAAAGCCUCGCAAUCCAAUCUAAGCGUGGCCGAACUGUUGAGAUCGAUGAGAAACGAUCCCGAAAACGAGGCCGUCAUAGGAAAAAUGACAAAACAGAAUAGCUUCGUGCAAACAAUCGAUGAUAUUAAGCUGCUGGCUAAGCGCGAGCCAAGAAGCCAAUGGAGCCAGAAGGACAUCGAUGACUGGGUGACUAAUAUUAAAAAAUGCACAGCAGAGGUAGAUCUUGUCGAUUUCCUUUCGGUGGCCUUCCGGGCGGUGCAGUUGCAAAUGAAAUUCGAAUUGCGCGACUCGCAGAUGCUUGCCAUUUUAAUGUUCGUGACGCCGAGCGAGAAACAAAGAGUGCAGCGCCGAAUGGCGCAAAUCUCCACGGGCGAGGGCAAAACGCUGAUCACCACCUUGCUGGUCAUCUAUCACGUGCUUUCCAACUGGUCGAACGGGAGACGCCUCGUCGACGUCAUCACCAGUUCACCGGUUCUAGCCGUGGACAACGUCAUCGAGAUGAAGAGGUUCUACAAAGUUUUCGGCGUUGGCGUGCAGAACAACUGCGACGCAACCUGCUCCGAUGACGAGGAGUUGCGCAGGAAGCGCUACAACACGGACGUCGUGUACGGUGACCUGUCCAGCUUCCAGCGCGACAUCCUCUUGAGUCGAUUCUUCUCCGAUCGCGACAUCACCUGCAACCGGGAAGCUGGAGCCGUCGUCGUCGACGAGGUAGACAGCAUGCUUUUGGACAAAGGUGAAAACAUCUUGUACUUGUCGCACAAGAUACCCGAAAUGGACGACCUCGUUCAGGUGUUCGUCGAGAUAUGGCAUACCGUCCACGAUCCUUCGGUCGCUGCUGGAGACAAGAGAGCACAAGCCACUGUGUACGAGAGCGUAAAGGAACGCGUUGAGAACGGCGACAUCCGCGUUCCCAAGUGCCUCGAACCCUUCGUCCUGCGCUACCUGCUGGUGUGGACGCGCAACGCGUUCCGAGCCAAGAAGGUGACCACCAAAGAUUCGUACAAAGUGGACGACGUCGGCGACGGCCGUGGACAGCAGAUCGUCAUCAUGGACAAGGAGACGGGCGUGGAACAAGUGCAAAUGCAAUGGUCGCACGGACUUCAUCAGUUUCUUCAGUUGAAGCACGCUCUGAAAUUGAGCCCCAUCUCGCUGAAGGCCGUUUUCAUGUCCAACGUGGGCUUCUUCGAGCAGCGCAAAAACGCCGCCCUGUACGGAAUGACGGGCACACUUGGCUCCACCGCCGAGUGCAAACUGUUGGGCGACGUGUUCCGCGUCGAUUUCUUCAAGAUGCCUCGUUUCCGGCGUCGCUUUUGCCUAGAAGAGGAUCACCUCUUAUUUCCCACGAGGAGCCUGUGGUUGGACAAUUUAGUAGGCGCAACCAAAGCCCAGGUGGACGCGAAACGAGCCGUGCUGGUUGUAUGCGAGAAUAUUGCCUCGGCAGAAGCCGCCUACAAUAAGCUUUUGUUUGCGUAUAAACAAGAAGAUCAAAGUAAGAAAGGGACGGAGGCCACAAUUCACGUUAAUAUCAGCACAUACGUCAGUUCGUUCGACAAAGGAUUCCAAAAGAAGCAACACGACUCCUCUCUGGCUCCCGGCGACAUCAUCGUGGCCACCAAUCUGGCCGGCAGAGGAACCGAUUUCAAGAUCAACGAGCAACUCGCCGAGAAUGGUGGGUUGCACGUCAUCAUAGGAUACAUGCCGGCCAACGCUCGUAUCGAGGCGCAAAUCGAGGGACGAGUGGCUAGAGCUGGUCAGCCAGGAAGUUUCCAGUUUGUCGUGUGGGACCCGACCGUCAGUGUGUCCAAGUCGGACGUCGCCUCGGAGCUUUGCGGCUUGAAAGUGAGGCGCGACGACCGAGAAUGCCGUCGGCUGGAACAAAUUCGCACUCGCGGUCUGCAGAAGAUCUUCCUGGAAGAAGAACUGUUCAAGAAAUUUCACGAGGAGAUUUACAACGUGGCGAGGAAGAUGUUGCGUCAAAAUACCUCGCCGGACGGCGAAUUGCAGUUGAAAUUUUUGACCAACAACUGGGCGCUCUGGUUGGAUGAUAACGCCGAUCACAUCGACAACAUUCACGUACGCAAAUCGGACACCGUCUACGCGAAUUUCAACUCAUUUCAAAUGAAAUGCCUCGAGUUGGCCGGUGACUCAGCCGGUAGUUUUGUGCGGUUCGCAUCGACGCCAUCUGAGCUGAUGAUUCUUGGCGAUUUUUUUGAAAAGACGAAAGAAACUGAACAUAAAGCGAAUCAUUGCUACAUACAGGUUGUCAAGAAAGAGCCGGACGAUUGCCCAGGUGCGCUCAUCCGUCAAGCGAAGCUGAUUUUUCGCGAAGCGGGCAGCGACGAGAAGAGCGAAGCGAAGCCACUGCUGAUCAGGGCGAGAACUUUGAUUGAAAACAAAAUCGGCCAGCUUUCCAUUUGUAACGAUUUGGUUAAGAAGACGUUGAAAACGCAUGAAAAGUCCGGCAGUGUCAUGAUCAAUGAGAAUCGAUUCGAGGAGCAGACAACCAAUUUGAUAAGCCUUUUACAGGUGCAUUUGACUGCCAUAGAUGACAUCUUGGGGCGGUCGGUUGUUGGCGCCCUGACCAUGCAUUUCCCGAAGGAAGAAGAAAUGCAAGACAUCUUAGCGCUGAUAACAGACGAACUGAAACGUAAAGGGCAUUGUAAGCCUUAUCGCUUGUCCAAAAGCGUGUCGGUGAGGUCGAUCGGUGUUGGCAAAGACAUGAGCGACGAUCACCAAACUGUUCUCUGGAUGGACUUCGGUACAACGUCACAACAGAGACGGAUCCAUUGGCCAACGGAGAUGGCCCAGUACGAACGCGCCGUCGUUCAGCGCAUUGAAGAAAGAAAAGACGCUCUGCGGCAAUCGUUCACCAAGUGCACGUUGACGGACGUGGUGGUCACCCAGAACCAGGUGUGGGAAGAGUUGGUCAAAGAAGGGUACGUAGUUCAGGAAAAGAUCAUCGACCAGGACGUUAUCCGUUGGGCGCAAUCGCAAAUUGAGGGUGAUUCUGCCGUCAAGGAUUUCCUCGAACAAUUGCCAACAGAAUUGGACUGUUUGAAAACUGUUCUUGUGGAUUGGCUCAAGCGUCACGACGAAGAACCCUUCGACCACGCCGUCACUCCGUUGAAGCUCGGCAACAUCACUUUGAAGUCACUCGAGAGCUUCCUGAAGGAGAGCCAAAUCGUGAUUCACAUCAAUCAUAGGCAGGGCGUGCUCUCCAAAGAGUUAUCGUUCGAUCCGAACCGAACGAGCUCGCCCGUUGUAGGCCUGUCGGAACAGUUGACGAAAUUCGACCAUUUAAUAGCGAUGUGGAUACUACAAAGUUCCUCGGAAGAACUUGGAGAAAGUGCAUUUAAGAAGGUAGGCGAGACAGUGUCUCGGGAAGAGUUGCCGUGCCCGAAAGACUCGGAAGAAGGGGCCGAGAAAAUCUGGAAAUAUCUGUUGAGCGAAGGAGUCAUCAAAGAACCUAAAGUUGCCUUUGCGCCGGGACUGAACAAGGAGGACAUCGAAAGCCGGAGGAAAGAAAUCACGGAAGUGGUUGAAUCAUUGGCCGGCGUUAAAGAGAUUUGCUGGAAGCACCGACCGCCACCGAAACCGGUGACCGAGCAUUCCGUUUACUACGAUGACCCAAGUUAUUGGGCGGACAGUGCGUGGAAUACCGUUGGAAAUGCGUUCAACUACGUCAAUCCCUUCGGUGGCGAGAAAUCGGACGAUGCGAGCCAGGCUACCAAUGUUGACGAAUGGCUAACCGAGAAACAAAACAAACAACACCUGGAAGCCUACAAGAGAGACGUCGUUUCGGCUUUGUUCAGCAGCAUAGGCCAGUUAAAGACCAUUCCGAUGGAGAACACUACGCUCAAGCCGCUUUCCGACUAUUUCGUGUCGGACACGUCGAGGACGUAUCCAGCGGAGGAAAUGCAAAGUUUAGCCGGCAAAUCCUUUACAGGAGUCAUCAAGUUAGAGGCGCACAAAACUUGGUGGGACUACUGGGACAGUCGAGCUUUCUACGUAGCCAUGGCAGGCGUCGCCCAAAUCGCGUUAGGGGUGGCCUUAGCCACAAUGUCGGGCGGACUACUCGCAGUUGACAGUAAAACUCUCAUCAGUGACAUUGGCUACGCAAUCCAGGCUGGGCUGACGGGUACUUUCUCCUGGGGAGGUUGCUUGUCACACAAAAAAUGGAGCCUGGCCAUGUCGGUCGCCACAGCCGGCCGUCUGGCUGUAAUGAGAUUCCAGGGCAAAGUGGAUUUGGCCCUCUGCUGGGCAGCAACCAAGAGAGCGCUGGCCAAGUGUGGUCAAGCUGUGCAGUCUACGAUGACUAGCUUGGGCGUCGAGAGGCUGUUGUCCUGGCUAAAAAAAUUCGUCAUCGAAAACGUUUUGACGCACGUGAAAUUCCUCAUCAGCAAGUCUCUGUGGUUUAAUUUCGACUCCCUAAGCAAUACCCUCGAUCGGAUCUGGGCGCUGCUGCAAAAGAUGGGACGAAGCGUGGAGGAUGUGAAACAAGUGAUCGACGGCUACUUGGACAAAGCGAAAUCAUCAGAUCUUAACACGCUAUGGGAACGUCGCAUGGCUGGGCAGGCGAUUUCGGUCGGAGGCGCCAUAGGACGUUUUUUCUCCGAGGCGAAAGAUGUCUUGGAUGCGGGUGUCGGCUACACCGAAAAGGCGAAAAAGAUUUUCAAUUGCAUCCUGAACGGCGCGGAGAUCUUUGGCCUUAUCACGUUCGCAGAAGAAUACGUCAAGAACGUGGAGAGCUCCCUGUCUGAGGAAGCGAGAAAACUAGAAGCUGGAGAACAGGAGAAGGAAGCGAUGCAACAAGCUCACCAAAACCAAGAGUCGAUCAACGAAGAAGAGAAAGAAGAAGACCAGCUAAAUGCCGAUGAAUCGGCCGAAACGACUCAUGCGACGUACAGUGUAGCGUCGACAACCACAGCCGAAUCCGAGACGAAAGUGUUCAACGAAUACAAACAGAAGGUGAAAGAAAGAAUAGAAGGCGACGUUGUCACCUACAUAUUGGAUAGUGUGACCAAGACAUGGGUGCAACCCUGGCUGCAGAGCAAAAUCGAGGGCCUCAUCGUAUCCGCAGGUCAGAAUGUGUUGGAGCGCAUUGGCAGUAUGUGGAAGGGAUCGCAAGGUGAUUCGAAAAUGGCCGACAAUCAAGCCGAAGAAAACGAGGCAUUGAACGAAGAAGAGGCAAAAAAAGCUGAAAGUGAAAAGAAAGCCGCCGGUGCCAAGAAGGAACUUGAAGACUCGCUCGGGGAAGGAAACAGCCAGAAAGAGACGGAUGAAAAUGGAAACACUGUCGUUCAACCAAAGGAAUACAAAGAUGUUGUCACCAGUAUGGGUCAAGGCCAAGCCGCUGGUCUUCUGCAGAUGCAGAUGGUAGCGAAUGCAACUAAUUGCACGCUCGUAAUAAUUGACAAAACGGAAGAGAAGGAUUUCAAAAGCGACGACGGCCAAUUCAGCAUAACUCCGGAUGGAAAAUCUGAGAAAACCAUUCAACUCGUAUACACGAAGAACGAAGAUGGCACGAAGCAUGUUUCUCUCAUUGGACCCGACGGUAAAGAAAUGCAACUUCCACCUUCUAUGAUGAAUGCGAACGGGACGCCAGUCCCCCCGAACCGUUGCCUUUACGAGGCUGUCGCUGGUGCUCUGAGUAAGAAUGUGGACGAUCUCCUAUCGCAGGUGAAGGAGAAUGCACUCAACGAUAAAAUGUCGCAAUACCUGUACGACCAGAAAGUAAACGAGGCCUUACUGCACAUGCGAGUUGGUCUGAAACCCGAAGGUGAACGUGCUAAUCUGUUCCUCCUUGUAGACGAAAAUGGGAACGCUCGUCAUGUUUUAACUAGUAUAACAAAGAAAAAUCUGAAAGGUGGCAGUGAAGUUACUGGCGCUGCGAGAAAAGAACUAAAAAGCGAUGAGGAAAGAGAGGAAGAUGACCAAUGUGGCCAUUUGAUAGGGUUUUUGCUCGGCGGCGGAGGUGGUAAAAAAGUGCACAAUGUGGUUAACAUGAACAGUUCGCUCAAUCAAGGCGUGUACAAAAAAUUAGAAAUGGAGUUGGCAAAAUUCUUGGAGGAAAAUGAGAACGCAAGAGUUGACGUAGAUAUCUCACUGAAUGAGGGGAUUACGAACGGUAACCUUAAGAGUCCGUUAAAUCUCCGGUUUUCCUGGCGUAUGUCCGUAAACGAUGAUGUCGUAUCUCACAGCAGUGUAUUCUUCGUGAACAAGGCCGAUUACAAGACACACAAUGAAGUGGCAUAUGAAGAGAAGCCACUGCACCAGGAUAUACCUAUUCAUCGCGUCAAUAAUCCUGAAGGGGAAGAACCCACUGCGGAAAUUGUUCAUUUGGACGGACGGCAAGAGCCCGUCCAUCCUGGCUUAAGGCUGGUUCGCUCUGACGAAUACAAACCCCCGAAUCAAGAAAACGAACAACACAGAAGAAAUCAGAUUCUUGAAGUGAAUGAAGAGGAAGAUGUGCCAGUGAGGAGACAAGCGCAGAACUGAAAGUGCAAGAACACACCGGAGUACAAAUCCCAGUGAAGAAGACAAACCAAAGCAAAACAGCAGAAGUGAAAGACCCAGUGAAGACAAGAUUUUCAAACCGAAAGUGCAGUAACAGGUACAGCUUUAAAAAUGUCGGCUUGUAUUCAAGUUUGUGAGAAAAAAAAAUGAAAUAAGAAAAAACAAAAACCAAAAACAAACAUGUGAAAUGCAUAUCUAAGUUGAUAUCGAUAUUGCCUUGUUAAGAAAAGUAAUAACAUGGCAUACAUUUCAUUUUCAUUAUUUGGGCAGUAGAAUAUGUUAUUUGGUGUCGGGGGGUGUGAAAUAAUCAUUCAUUUACAAAUGCUUAAUAAAAUUCAUUUUAUCUGUUGAACAUUUAAUAAUAGACAUGCAAUCAAAGCUAGCCUACUUUGGGGAAACUUAAUCCUAGAAAUGUUCCCUUAUAUGCUCCCUUAUUAGUUAACAGAUGUUUAAGCACACAUUAAAAAAGCUUCAGCAUAGUGCAUUUACUUACAUAAUAGCCAAAUGAAUACUUUUGUUUUUUUGUUUUGUAUACCAAAAUAAAGAUAAAAUCAUGAAA
Messenger RNA from Daphnia magna, 14909 nucleotides. RefSeq lists its product as uncharacterized. Gene Ontology annotation, cellular component: membrane. Gene Ontology annotation, biological process: protein targeting; protein import. NCBI's taxonomy places the organism in Eukaryota, Metazoa, Arthropoda, Branchiopoda, Diplostraca, Daphniidae. The record is from RefSeq and is a predicted model, not a curated record. The transcript has 5 exons. Bases 233 to 14332 code for a protein of 4699 amino acids. Gene Ontology annotation, molecular function: ATP binding; ABC-type protein transporter activity.